GGAGAGGGAGGAGGAGGGAGGUGGCGGCGCCUUGGCGGAGGAGCAGGAGCAGGAGGGGGAUGGAGAGGAGAAGGCUCCUGGGUGGCAUGGCGCUCCUGCUCCUCCAGGCGCUGCCCAGGCCCCUGUCAGCCAGGGCUGAACCCCCGCAGGAUAAGGAAACCUGUGUGGGUACCAACAAUCAAAGCUACAUCUGUGACACAGGACACUGCUGUGGACAGUCUCAGUGCUGCAACUACUAUUAUGAACUCUGGUGGUUCUGGCUGGUGUGGACUAUCAUCAUCAUCUUGAGCUGCUGCUGUGUCUGCCACCACCGCCGAGCCAAGCACCGACUUCAGGCCCAACAGCGGCAACAUGAAAUCAACCUGAUUGCCUACCGGGAAGCUCACAAUUACUCAGCGCUGCCAUUUUAUUUCAGGUUUUUGCCAAACUAUUUACUACCUCCUUAUGAGGAAGUGGUGAACCGACCUCCAACUCCUCCCCCACCAUACAGUGCCUUCCAGCUCCAGCAGCAGCAGCAGCAGCAGCAGCAGCAACAGCAACAGCAACAGCAGCAGCUGCCUACCCAGUGUGGCCCUGCAGGUGGCAGCAACCCUGGCACCCAUCCUACCAGGGACUCCCAGGGGGUGCAGAGCAGCCCCUUGUCUGGGCCCAGCAGAAGCAGCACAAGACCCCCUAGCAUUGCUGACCCUGAGCCCUCCGAUGUGCCUGCUGACCCAGAAGCCACCAAAGCUCCUGGAAUGGAGCCCAGCGGCUCUGUGGCUGGCCUAGGGGAGCUGGAGCCUGAAGCCUUCACGGACAAGGAUUCUGAGUGUAAGGAGGAGCUGCUGAAAGAUGACAGCUCUGAUGUGGGCAGCGUCCUCCCCGACAGCAAAGACAAGACACCUGGCAGACAUCGCCGCUUCACAGGUGACUCGGGCAUUGAGGUGUGUGUAUGCAAUCGGGGCCACCACGACAGUGACCUUAAAGAGUUCAGUGCACUCAUUGAUGAUGCUCUGGAUGGACCCCUGGAUUUCUGUGACAGCUGCCAUGUGCCGACCCCUGGAGAUGAGGAAGAAGGGCUCUGCCAGCCCUCACAGGAGCAAGACCGAGAGCCUGGCCACCCCCACCUACCACGGCCACCUGCGUGCCUGCUGUUGAACACCAUAAAUGAGCAGGACUCCCCAAACUCCCAGAGCAGCAGCUCCCCCAGCUAGAGCAGGCUCUGCCUGAACCUGAGAACAUGGCAAAGCAUCCAGGGUGGAGAGAACCAUGAGAGAAGCAUUAAAUGACUUUCAGAGAAAAGUGGCACAGCCACUUUGUUCUUUUUUGUUUUGUUUUUUUUUUGUUGUUGUUGUUGUUGUUGUUGUUCCUUCUCUCCUGUGUCUCCAGGUAGAGUUUCAUGUGUGGUUGCCUGUCCACACACAGAAACAGUGUCAUGGAGAGCUGAGAAGUUGGUUCUGUGACUCAUUCCGCCAUCCCCCUUCCCUCUUGUGUUAUUUCUUACAUCCCUCUUGGGGGACAGUGAGGUGUGUGAUUUAGGAGUCCUCAAGGAUGGGGCUGAGCUGUGUCCUGAGAUGACUCUUAGUGAUGUAGUAGACUCAUGCUUUGGUGUUAGUUUCAGAGAACCUCGGUGUGUCUCAGUCCACGUGAAGAAAGAUGCCCAUAGGGGCCCAGGGAUUGGCACCCCUUUCUGCCAUGUGUACAGUGCUUUGACUGGGUUAAUCCUGUGGAGGCUGAGAACCAGUGGGCAGUGGCGUGGUAGGUACGCAGUGGGCUUACUGCUCUUACUCUGUCUGGUGACAAGUAUGAUGUACCACUGAGCUUUUGUGAGCUGCCCCUUCCAGCAGGUUCUGGUUGACUGCAGAGGAUUGAGGUGUGGAAGGUUGAUUAUAUUGCCUUUUAUGUUUUUCUUCUUUAAACAAAGCAAGCUUAAAACAAGAACUUUGCCAGUGGGCAUGCAGGAAUUCUGUGCUGGAAAAGGGAAGUCUGUGGCACUUUCCCAGUUUGGCUUUCAAAGAUCCAGCUGCACUUGCUCCAUAAUGAGAGGUAUUGUGUGCAGGCUUGACUGGAAACUGUUGUUGGAAGGUCUGUGAGUGUGCUGGAGGCCAUCUGCCCCCACACUGGUAGAGUUGCAGCUUUCUGCGUCUCUGCCCCUUGGUCUGCGCCCACAGGUGACCAAGUCCUUCCCCCCUCAAGGACACUGUCUGCUGGCUUUCGUGUCUCCCUGUUCUAAAGGAACAAACAGGAGGCCAUGGGUCCUGAGAAAGUGCAGCCCUGAAUCCUGACUCACAGUGUUUUCUGGAGACUAUACAAGUCAUGUUUAAACUGACCACUGGGAAACGUUGCCUGGGUUAUCUGUUUUCAUGCCCUUUCCCUGCAACCCCUCUCUUUGAGGGGGGCUCUAAUUUUCCUAGCCCAUGUAAAGGCCAAGUGGCUCAGGUAGGGUGAAGGCUGCCAUCCAGAAGGACUUCGAGACCCAGGUAGGUAGUUUGACUGUAGGGGCCAGUUGAGCUUUGAUAGUUAAUUAUCUCAAUGGAGGAAACCAACAGUGAAACUAACAUUCCCUGUGCAGCCCUAUUCAGUGAAGUUUGUUCUUCCUCCAUUUUUAUCGAUGAUAUUCAGACAAGGCAUUGACCUUAAGGUAAAAGAAAAACCAAACUAACUAUAUCUAUAUAUAUCUAUAUAUAUAUAUAUAUACACACACACACACACAAC
Condylura cristata (star-nosed mole) is the source of this 2694-nucleotide messenger RNA. It is a transcript of the gene WBP1L, whose product is annotated as WW domain binding protein 1-like. The coding region runs from base 60 to 1193 and encodes 377 amino acids. The record is from RefSeq and is a predicted model, not a curated record. NCBI's taxonomy places the organism in Eukaryota, Metazoa, Chordata, Mammalia, Eulipotyphla, Talpidae. The transcript has 4 exons.